AUGGCUUCACCCAGAGACGACAUGUCUGUAGAUGGAGACAACGACAUAAACCAGCUUGUAGAGGACAUCGUUGAGGCCUCCAAACUACCGGCCAAGAAGCGAGCUACGGCCAUUAGACCUACCGUGGACAAGGUAGCUUCAUCGGCGUAUGAAAACGGCCUGUUGCCUGAGCCACUCAAUGAGCUCAUAUAUCUUCUUACGAGACCAAGCUAUCUGGACCAAGGCAGCCUCAACGCAUUGCUGAAGAGUCUCUACCCUGCAACCAAGCUAUCAAAUGAUGUUGUUUGGAGGGUAGUGGGUUGCCUGGGACACGGAGAGCUCAAGCCUUCGCUGAACUUGCAGUCAAAUCUGCUCAAAUGGCUGAUCAUGGCGUACCAUGUUAUUGAGAAUCCAGCAGUAUUAUCGCAAGCAUAUGCUGUUCUUUUCAACCUCCUCGAUACAGCCGCCAUCAGGUUGGAUUGCCCUGGCUCACUUACUGAAAAACUCAAGGCGCUGACGCCAUCCAGGCCACAGCUCUGUCAUCUUCUUGCUCUCAUAACACGGAGAAAGCACGUUCGACCUUUCAGGAUACAACUCGUCGACCCAGCUCUGACUGGUCUCCUCCGGGUAUACAAGGACUACUAUCCCGAAAUCAUUGUCAGCGAUGCUCUCAGGGGCAGGGCGUCGGCGUUCAAGCAUCCCGACAUGGAAUGGAGAGAAAGAUUGGAUCAGAUUCAGAGAGACCAUUCCCAACGAACUGCCGAUGUUACCGGACAGCCUCGGAACGGCUUUAGCGUCAAUCACUCUGCUUUGAGAGCUCGCGGUAGGAAGGGGACGAAUCUCCCCUCAGUUCAUACCUCGGCCGCUACAGAGAACUCCGUCACACUGGAAGAGAUUGAUAGCGCCGACCGGCUCGCCCAAAAUAUUGAGAAAAUCGAGCUUCCCAACCAGCUGGCAGCAGUCCUGGCAGACCCCUUGCUUCAGAAGUCCAUCGCUUUGAAGAAAGAUGAUGCCGCCUCGAGACGUGUGAUCCAUUGGGUGGAUGCUAUUCUCGAGGACGUACUGAAUGGGAAUGCCGAUGAUAAGCUCUUCAAUGAGACGAUGGAGAUCUUGGAAGACUAUGUCACUCGGGUCAAGCUCUCUCUUCUAAAACUGUACCAAAACCUCAUUCGCCGCUGGACCUUCGUUCUCCGCUCCCUCGAUCCGAUUCCCCCCGAAGCUCCAGUCAGCGCCUUCUACGAUGUGAUGGAGCACGCAGGCAUCAUCGCUCUGAACCUGGUGCAAGCUACACCAAGCGUUGCGGUCCAUGGUGCUGUGUUAGACCUCUACGAGCAGGCGGCGACCAGCAUCUCCGAUCCAACUCUCCAACCCCUCCUCCGCAUCGCCAACCCGCCCGCGCAGCUCAUAUACCUCCUCUUCUUCAGCCACUCGCUGUCUAACGUGUCCCGUCUAUGCGCCGUCCUCGCCGUGUACAAGAAGGGUUUCGAGACCGCCAUGUCACGUCGCCAGCCGACCACGUAUCAGCCCAGCUACGUUAACCACUUCAACGGCUUCCUCAUGGACGUCUGUAACUGUCUCUGGCGUGGCAAGGCCUUCAAUGACGCGGACAAGAAUGCUCUUGGCUGCCUCAGCGCCCGUCCCGUCACCUUGCGUUUGCAGCGCUACGUCGAGGAUCUGGGAAUGGACCUCGCACUGCCGACGCUCUUCGGCUUCUCCUACUCGCCCGUGCUGAGUCUGCAGGCUAUCGACUGCAUCCGCGAACGGGAGGACAGGGCGCUGGCGGAGGAUGAAGACGCCAUUGCCACUAGGCACGGUGGCCCUGUCACGGCCAACAGUCUGGCGAGGUUGGCUGAAGCCCGCGGCAUCCGCGUGACGUGGUCCGAGUAUAGAAUACAAGUGCUGCACGCGCUGGAGGGUAAGGGCUUGGGCGGCAUCCCGGCGCUGAUGAGGAACACGAUGAAGGUCCUUAUGGGCUCUCGGCCACCGAAAUGA
This is a messenger RNA of Colletotrichum chrysophilum, 1971 nucleotides long. RefSeq lists its product as uncharacterized. Gene Ontology annotation, cellular component: kinetochore; cytosol; nuclear body. NCBI's taxonomy places the organism in Eukaryota, Fungi, Ascomycota, Sordariomycetes, Glomerellales, Glomerellaceae. The transcript has 6 exons. The coding region runs from base 1 to 1971 and encodes 656 amino acids. The record is from RefSeq and is a predicted model, not a curated record.